Molecule: messenger RNA, 1044 nt
Organism: Fusarium musae
Lineage: Eukaryota; Fungi; Ascomycota; Sordariomycetes; Hypocreales; Nectriaceae
Exons: 2
Coding region: 1-1044 (347 amino acids)
Biological process (GO): trans, trans-farnesyl diphosphate biosynthetic process
Cellular component (GO): cytoplasm
Molecular function (GO): (2E,6E)-farnesyl diphosphate synthase activity; dimethylallyltranstransferase activity
Source: RefSeq, a predicted model, not a curated record
AUGGCUCAACAAACCACCCUUGAGGAGUUCAACUCCGUUUACCCCAAGCUUGAGGAGGCUCUUCUCGACCAUGCCCGCUCCUACAAGCUGCCUCAAGAGCAGCUCGACUGGUACAAAAGAUCUCUCGAAGUCAACCCUCUCGGUGGAAAAUGCAACCGCGGCAUGUCCGUCCCCGACUCGGUCUCCCUCCUCCUCGAGAAGCCUCUUACCGAAGAGCAGUACUUCCAAGCUGCUACGCUUGGCUGGAUGACAGAGCUCCUUCAGGCCUUCUUUCUCGUCUCCGACGACAUCAUGGAUUCGAGCAUUACCCGCCGUGGCCAGCCCUGUUGGUAUCGUCAGGAGGGUGUUGGCAUGAUAGCUAUCAACGACGCUUUCAUGCUGGAAUCCGCCAUUUACACACUUCUCAAGAAGUACUUCCGCUCUCACCCCGCCUACGUCGAUCUUAUCGAGCUUUUCCACGAGACCACCUUUCAGACCGAGCUCGGCCAGCUGUGCGACCUCCUCACCGCUCCUGAAGACAAUGUCAACCUCGACAACUUCUCUCUUGAGAAGUAUAGUUUCAUCGUCAUUUAUAAGACCGCCUAUUACUCAUUCUACCUUCCCGUCGCCCUCGCCCUUCACCAGCUCAACCUCGCCACUCCCAGCAAUCUCAAGCAAGCUGAGGAUAUCCUCAUUCCUCUCGGGGAGUACUUCCAAAUUCAAGAUGAUUAUCUUGACAACUUUGGCAAGCCUGAGCAUAUAGGCAAGAUCGGCACUGACAUCAAAGAUAACAAGUGCUCUUGGCUCGUCAACCAGGCCCUAGCCGUAGCAACCCCUGAGCAGCGAAAGAUUCUUGAGGAAAACUAUGGCCGUAAGGACGAUGACAAGGAGAAGGUCGUCAAAAAGCUUUACGAUGACCUCAAUCUCGAGCAGCGUUAUCUUGACUAUGAGGAAAAGGUUGUCGGCCAGAUUCGUGAGCGCAUUGCUAACAUCGAUGAGAACGAUGGUCUCAAGAAAACUGUUUUCGAGGCCUUCCUUGCCAAGAUCUACAAGCGCAGCAAGUAA